CGGGACGCUCGGAGCCGCCCCGAACUGCGCAGGGCGGCCUGGGUGCUGGGGAUUGAACCCAGGGCCUCGUGCUUACAAGGAGUCACACCCAUGGGUUUAUGUAUUAAAUGAUCUUGGCACAGAAGAGAAAGAACGAUGGCCUCAUUCCAGCGUUCCAAUAGUCACGAUAAAGUAAGGAGAAUAGUUGCAGAGGAGGGUCGUACAGCAAGAAACCUAAUAGCUUGGAGCGUUCCACUGGAAAACAAAGAUGAUGAUGGAAAACCCAAGUGUCAAACUGGUGGAAAAUCUAAGAGGACAAUUCAAGGCACUCAUAAAACUACUAAGCAGAAUACUGCAGUAGACUGUAAGAUAACAUCUGCAGCUGGAGAUAAACACUUUGAUAAAAGUCCUACUAAAACAAGGCACCCUCGGAAAAUUGAUCUGAGAGCUCGGUACUGGGCAUUUCUUUUUGAUAAUCUUCGCCGGGCGGUAGAUGAGAUAUAUGUAACUUGUGAAUCAGACCAGAGUGUGGUGGAAUGUAAGGAGGUGUUAAUGAUGCUGGAUAAUUAUGUGAGAGAUUUCAAAGCAUUGAUUGAUUGGAUUCAACUUCAAGAAAAACUAGAGAAGACUGAUGCUCAAAGCAGACCAACAUCCCUGGCAUGGGAAGUAAAGAAGAUGUCUCCAGGACGUCAUGUGAUUCCAAGUCCAUCAACAGAUAGAAUAAGUGUAACAUCAAACGCUCGAAGAAGCUUAAAUUUUGGGGGUUCUCCUGGCACAGUAGCUUCUCCACGUGUGGCUCCCACAGGUGUCAGUUGGGCUGACAAAGUAAAGGCUCAUCAUACAGUUUCUACCAAUUCUUCAGAUGUAGCACCUGCUCAGCCUUGCCCACCAAUGGCAGUGCAGAAGACUUCCCGCAAAAAUGAACGGAAAGAUGCCGAAGGAUGGGAGACUGUUCAGAGAGGAAGACCUGUUCGUUCACGAUCAACAGCAGUGAUGCCAAAAGUUUCAUUAAUAACAGAACUAAUAAGGUCAAAGGAUGACAGUGAUAAGGAAAAUGUAUGUAUUUUACCUGAGGAAAGUAUACAGAAAGGUGAAUUUAUUGGAGAUGGACCUUCUAAUACUAUAGAAUCUCGGCCCAAAGACUCACUGCAGUCUUCUGACCAUCCCCUUACUGAAAGAACCCAGUUCACAGUGAGUACAUUGGAUGUCAAGAAUUCUGGCAGUAGUCAAGACAGUUCUGUGCAAACUUCUGAAAUACCUGCUGUUCACAUUGAUACAGAGCAUGUUUUAGAAUCUCAGCAAGUUGACAUACCUCCUUUGCAAACAAAUGAAGAUAAAUUUCCAGCAGAGAAAGCAAGGAUAGAAAGUGAAAUGGACCCUUCAGAUAUUUCAAAUGUGAGUGCUGCUCACUUGUCCAUGGCAGAAGUCCUUGCGAAAAAAGAAGAGCUAGCAGAUCGUCUAGAAAAGGCCAAUGAAGAAGCCAUUGCUAGUGCUAUUGCUGAAGAAGAACAGUUAACUAGAGAAAUUGAAGCUGAAGAAAAUAAUGAUAUUAACAUUGAAACUGACAAUGACAGUGAUUUUUCUGCCAGCAUGGGCAGUGGGAGUGUAUCUUUCUGUGGUAUGUCUAUGGACUGGAAUGAUGUUCUUGCAGAUUACGAAGCUCGUGAAUCUUGGCGCCAAAAUACAUCCUGGGGGGAUAUUGUAGAAGAGGAACCUGCUAGACCUCCAGGGCAUGGGAUUCACAUGCACGAAAAACUUUCCUCACCAUCUCGUAAAAGAACAAUUGCAGAAUCUAAGAAGAAACACGAAGAGAAGCAAAUGAAAGCACAGCAGCUAAGGGAAAAGUUGCGUGAAGAAAAAACAUUAAAGCUUCAGAAAUUAUUAGAAAGGGAGAAGGAUGUCCGAAAGUGGAAGGAAGAAUUACUAGAUCAACGGCGUAGAAUGAUGGAAGAAAAAUUACUUCAUGCUGAAUUUAAGCGAGAGGUGCAAUUACAAGCAAUUGUGAAAAAAGCACAAGAGGAGGAAGCUAAGGUAAAUGAAAUUGCCUUUAUAAAUACACUUGAAGCCCAGAAUAAGCGCCAUGAUGUUUUAUCGAAAUUAAAAGAAUAUGAGCAGAGGCUUAAUGAGUUACAGGAAGAGCGUCAGAGAAGACAGGAAGAAAAGCAAGCACGUGAUGAAGCUGUGCAGGAACGCAAGAGAGCUCUAGAGGCAGAACGGCAGGCUCGUGUAGAAGAACUAUUGAUGAAGAGGAAAGAACAAGAAGCCCGAAUUGAACAACAGAGGCAAGAAAAGGAAAAAGCCCGUGAAGAUGCAGCCAGGGAAAGAGCUAGAGACAGGGAAGAACGAUUGGCGGCACUCACAGCUGCUCAGCAAGAGGCUAUGGAAGAGUUACAGAAAAAAAUUCAGCUCAAACAUGAUGAAAGCAUUCGGAGGCACAUGGAACAAAUUGAACAAAGGAAAGAAAAAGCUGCUGAGUUAAGUAGUGGGCGACAUGCAAAUACUGAUUAUGCCCCAAAACUUACUCCUUAUGAACGAAAGAAGCAGUGUUCUCUCUGCAAUGUCCUGAUCUCUUCAGAGGUAUAUCUUUUUAGCCACAUUAAAGGCAAAAAACAUCAGCAAGCUGUGAGAGAGAAUAGCAGCAUCCAAGGGCGUGAACUUUCAGAUGAAGAAGUGGAGCAUCUUUCCUUGAAAAAGUAUAUCGUUGAUGUUGUGGUUGAAAGUACAGCUCCACCAGAGCCUUUGAAAGAUGGAAGAGGCAAAAAAUAAAAAAAAGCCAAAAAGAUAAAAGCACGGAUGAACUCCAGAUCCAAAGAAUAUGAGAGUUUAAUGGACAAAAAUUCUGGGUCUGAGUCACCCUAUAAAGCAAAGCUUCAGCGAUUAGCCAAAGAUCUUCUAAAACAACUGCAAGUUCAAGACAGUGGCUCAUGGGCAAACAAUAAGGUUUCUGCUUUGGAUCGGACACUUGGGGAGAUCGCUAGAAUAUUGGAAAAAGAGAAUGUGGCAGAUCAGAUUGCAUUUCAAGUUGCUGGUGGAUUAACAGCCCUUGAACACAUCCUUCAAGUAGUGGUACCAGCCACAAAUGUGAACACAGUUUCACGAAUUCCUCCUAAGUCUCUCUGCAAUGCAAUCAAUGUUUACAACCUCACCUGCAAAAACUGUUCAGAAAACUGCACCGAUGUUCUGUUUAGUAACAAGAUUACCUUCUUAAUGGACCUCCUGAUACACCAGUUGAUGGUUUAUGUCCCAGAUGAAAAUAAUGCUAUUUUGGGAAGAAAUACAAAUAAACUUUUUGAAGGCUUGACAACUGGACUUCUCAAAGUCACUGCUGUGGUUUUUGGCUGCCUGAUUGCCAAUCGACCAGAUGGAAACAGCCGUCCAGCCACACCAAAAAUAUCAACACAGGAAAUGAAAAACAAAUCCUCACAAGGUGAUGCUUUUAACAGUCGAGUUCAAGACCUUAUCAGCUAUGUGGUAAACAUGGGUCUGAUUGACAAAUUGUGUGGCUGCUUCCUCUCCGUGCAAGGCCCAGUAGAUGAAAAUCCCAAGAUGGCCACAUUUCUACAGCAUGCUGCAGGACUCUUACAUGGAAUAUGUACACUAUGUUUUGCUGUCACAGGAAGGUCAUACAGCAUAUUUGACAAUAAUCGCCAGGAUCCCACGGGGUUGACAGCUGCUCUUCAGGCCACAGACCUAGCUGGAGUUCUGCACAUGCUCUACUGUGUUCUCUUCCAUGGCACCAUCUCAGACCCCAGCACUACCAGUCCCAAGGAGAGUUACACCCAGAACACCAUCCAAGUGGCCAUUCAGAGUUUACGUUUCUUCAACAGCUUUGCGGCUCUUGAUCUUCCCGCUUUUCAGUCUAUUGUAGGCGCAGAGGGCUUGUCCCUUGCAUUCCGACACAUGGCCAGCUCCCUGCUGGGCCACUGCAGUCAAGUCUCCUGUGAAAGCCUCCUCCAUGAGGUCAUCGUCUGUGUGGGCUACUUCACUGUCAACCAUCCUUUGUCACAGGUAAUCGUGCAGUCGGGCCGCCAUCCCACGGUGCUGCAGAAGCUCUGCCAGUUGCCCUUCCAAUAUUUCAGUGACCCACGGCUGAUCAAAGUGCUGUUCCCUUCACUCAUUGCUGCUUGUUACAACAACCUUCAGAACAAGAUCAUUCUGGAGCAAGAAAUGAGCUGUGUUUUACUGGCCACGUUCAUUCAGGAUUUUGCACAGGCUCCAGGUCAGGCAGAUAACCAGUGUUACCAGCCCAAAGGAAAAUGCCUUGGUUCCGAAGACUAUCUUGAACUGGCUAACAGAUUUCCUCAGCAGGCCUGGGAAGAAGCUCGACAGUUUUUCUUGAAAAAAGAGAAAAAAUAAAUGUUUUGUUUGGUUCUGUGUUUGAGUACCUUGUUAAUAUUUUAAAUUGUUCAAACAAACGUUCUAACUGUUCCUUAAGAAACUUCUUCUCAUGUGUUUAUACUCUCCCCCUACAGUGUAGAUAUGGUAUAUACUUUGCACUAUUUAUAAUGACUGUAGAUACUUUAAUAUUCUUCCUAAUUUUGCAAGUUUAUUUCACUUAUACACAAUAUUUUGGAGUGUGUUUAACUUCCAUCCUAUGAUAAUACAUAAUUUGCAUUUGUAAUAUGGGCAAAAAUUAGAUACAAAAUUAGUAAGUCAGUUUUGUCCUUGUAAUAAAAUAACUUAUUCUGUUUCAGUGUUGACUUUUUGUGUUAAAGAAGUACACAUUUGAAAUAAAAGUGUUAAUUCCAACUCCUAAGUUAUCUUAAUUAAAGAUUUAAUUAAAGUUUGCCAGCUCUAAAUUUUCCUUUUUAAGGUUCAGAGCAAAGACGUUUACAACUUUUGCAUUCUAACUGCACACUCGCUUGGGGGUAUUGGAAGUGAAUUCGGAGCGUUGUAUUCCUUGGUCUGCCUGAGCUUUUCUAGCAGAAAAUGAGGAGGAUCUCGGUUAGUAUUGCGGAACUGAAAUUCUCCAGAAUAAAAUCCGAAAGCAUCAAUCUCCCUUGAGUAUUUCCUCAAAUAACUGUGAAAUGAAGCCACACCGAAGUAGAAGUAAAACAGAGGGUCACAAUGACAAUAAUACUGUGCCCCGCUCACAGCUGGACUUGAGAAGUGCCUGGCUGGGAGAUGUUGACCUUUUCCCUAUCGCUUCUCAUCAUUUCUCCACCUUAAGUCGACGGUCAGUGCUAAGCCCUCACUGAGUGACAUGAG
This is a messenger RNA of Sciurus carolinensis (gray squirrel), 5187 nucleotides long. RefSeq names its product S-phase cyclin A associated protein in the ER (gene Scaper). NCBI's taxonomy places the organism in Eukaryota, Metazoa, Chordata, Mammalia, Rodentia, Sciuridae. Gene Ontology annotation, molecular function: zinc ion binding; nucleic acid binding. The record is from RefSeq and is a predicted model, not a curated record.